GAUUGUGCCCCUUUUAUCAUUUCAUCUCAGUACGCAUCUCAGUCGCUCAUUUCAUCUCGUCUCAUCUCAGCCCAACCGAACCCAUUUCAUUCCACACUCCGACAGCAGCUGCGACCAGCCGACCAUCACCAUUUCCUCGGACAGCCUUGUUUAUUUUCUCACACUUUGCAAUCGAAGAACCCUUGUUCACAUUAAGAUUUGCUGUUUCCCCCAUUUCAUCUUCGCUCUCCCUAACGAGCGUCGCCACCUCGAACACCAGCGCCAACACUACGCUGCAGGACAUCACUGAUUCUCAUCUCCUCAGGCAUCAAAUUUGUAACCUGCAGACUUCAAAUCUCUCUGAAAUGACUGAUUCGAAUAGGAAGGUAGGAAGUAAAGGAUCGUGAUAACUUGGGAUCAAAGCUUGAGCUUCCUGCACAGAUUACAGACCUUUAAUGCUAUCAGUCUAUCCUGCUUCGUUCAUUUCUCUAAUGUAGUGAAUUGGAUUACCCACAAAUUCAAACAGAUUCUGUAAGUCAAGGAUCUGACCAUGCAAACAGCAUCUUAUAGUCAUCCUAUAUUCCAUUUCUCUUGCAGAAACUUCAGUACAAAUGUGAAGACUAGUUCAGUGAAAUUUGGUGCACCAUAUCCCUCUCAACUGGAUUGGAAAUGUGAAUUCCAUGGGAGAUCCAAUAUUUAUAAUUCUCCCAUUCCCAUAAAACCAAAUAGAUUGUUUGUGCUUCCUAACGCCGAUGGCAGCCUUCCAUCUGCUUCUAUAGUAGAUGAUGAAAUGAACACAAACCAUGCUCCUAAUGGCAUUUCACCAACCUUUCUCAGCAACUGGUCACCUCCGAGGUACCUGUGGAGGGGAUUAUCAGUUUUAAUCCUGGCAGGACAGGUAAUUAUGAAGACUCUAAAGGGAAAGAUUCAUUGGAGGAAUACUCUUCAACAACUUGAGAGAGUUGGUCCAAGAUCGGUGGGGGUAUGUCUUUUAACAUCAGCUUUUGUUGGCAUGGCCUUCACGAUACAGUUUGUGAGGGAGUUCACUAGGCUGGGAUUGAAUAGAUCUGUGGGUGGGGUUUUAGCUCUGGCUUUCUCAAGGGAGCUGAGUCCAGUGGUUACAGCAAUUGUGGUUGCUGGGCGCAUUGGAAGCGCUUUUGCAGCAGAGUUAGGAACUAUGCAGGUUUCUGAGCAAACUGACACAUUGAGAGUUCUUGGUUCAGACCCGGUUGAUUAUCUGGUGACGCCAAGAGUAAUCGCCACUUGUAUUGCCUUACCUCUCUUGACUCUAUUGUGUUUUACAUUAGGAAUGGCAUCUAGUGCCUUACUUGCUGAUAGUGUUUAUGGGGUGAGCAUUAACAUUAUCUUAGAUUCAGCUCAGCGAGCUCUCAGAUCAUGGGAUAUUAUUAGUGCAAUGAUCAAGUCACAGGUUUUUGGUGCUAUCAUAUCUAUAGUGAGCUGUGCAUGGGGAGUUACAACUUUGGGAGGUGCUAAAGGUGUUGGGGAAUCAACAACCUCAGCUGUGGUUAUUUCUCUUGUUGGCAUCUUCGUUGCUGAUUUUGCUCUUUCUUAUUGUUUCUUUCAAGGAGCAGGUGAUCAGCUAAAGAAUUGCAUUUAACCAGCUAAUGUUGUGUCUGCAAUUUUGUCAUCAUAUGUACAAAGUGAAUGGUAUGACUUUUCUAUCAGAGCUGCAGUUAAAUCUUUUUACAAUUUGGGUAAGUUAUGUGCUUUUCCAUAACCACUAGUUUGCGAAAAAAUAAGUGAUAACAAAGCAAAAAAAAAUUAUAUCUUGUUUGAUGGUUCAAAUACAAUAAAUG
Molecule: messenger RNA, 1796 nt
Organism: Gastrolobium bilobum
Lineage: Eukaryota; Viridiplantae; Streptophyta; Magnoliopsida; Fabales; Fabaceae
Product: protein TRIGALACTOSYLDIACYLGLYCEROL 1, chloroplastic
Exons: 6
Coding region: 530-1597 (355 amino acids)
Biological process (GO): phospholipid transport
Cellular component (GO): ATP-binding cassette (ABC) transporter complex
Source: RefSeq, a predicted model, not a curated record